UUCCUUCCAAAGUACUCAAUUUACACCUCACUCAUUCUCUCUCCCUCUCUCUCUAUUCGCUCUUGGGCAACCUCUUUUCGCCAUCGAAACCCCCACAAAAGUGUGGAAACGAACGAACACCUUCGAUCCACGUUUAGGGUUUGCUCCUUUGGAUUCGUAAGAGUCGUAGUGGAUAACAUGGAGGAGCUCCAAAUCCUCGACUUGUUUAGGGGCUAAUCGCGGCGGGGCUUCGAUCUUCCAUGGCGAAGCGCGUGUACCAAGUUUGGAAAGGGAACAAUAGGUUUAUCUUUGGUGGCAGAUUGAUAUUUGGACCAGAUGCAAAAUCACUUUUUAUCACCAUUUCACUAAUUGUUGUUCCUGUUGUGAUCUUUUGUGUAUUUGUUGCAAGAAAUCUCCUUCACAAAUUUCCAGAAUAUGAUGCGGGAUAUGCUGUUCUGAUUGUUGCAAUAGCCUUUACAAUUCAUGUGCUGCUACUGCUUUUUCUUACUUCAUCUCGAGAUCCAGGUAUUGUACCUCGUGCAUCACAUCCACCAGAGGAAGAAUUUUCGUAUAAUACUUCAGCCCCAUCUGAGAUUGGUGGGAGGCGUACACCUGGUCUACAAUUUCCGCGAAUAAAGGAAGUAAUGGUUAAUGGUAUGCCUGUGAAAGUAAAGUACUGCGACACUUGCAUGGUCUACCGGCCUCCUCGUUGUUCUCAUUGCUCCAUAUGCAAUAACUGUGUGGAACGCUUUGAUCAUCAUUGCCCUUGGGUGGGACAAUGCAUUGGACAGCGUAACUACCGCUUCUUUUUCUUAUUUGUUUCUUCGUCAGCUCUUCUCUGCAUUUAUGUGUUUGCAAUGUCGGCAUUAUACAUCAAGAUUCUCAUGGAUGAGGAUUAUCCUACUGUUUGGAAGGCAAUGAAAGAGUCUCCAGCAUCUGUGGUGCUAAUGAUAUACUGCUUCAUUUCUCUUUGGUUCGUGGGUGGUCUUACUGGUUUCCAUUUGUACCUCAUUGCCUCGAACCAGACCACUUACGAGAACUUCCGGUACAGAACCGACAACCGUCAUAAUGUCUACAGUCGAGGUUGUCUUAAGAACUUUCUAGAAGUCUUUUGCUCCAAGAUAGAACCUUCUAGAAACAAGUUCCGUUCCUAUGUACAAGAGGAAGUCGCAAGGCCUUCUCCUUUCAUUCAGAAUAGGGAGAUGGUGGCAGAAGACGAACCCCCUCGAGGCCCACGUGCAAAGGUCGAAGACGAUCUCGAGAUUGGUGGUGAUCUUUUGAAGAUUUCACGCCGUCAUCACUUUGAGGAUGUGGAUGAAGAGCUCAAUAGCAGAGACAGAAUGGUCAACUUGGUAUCAGAUUCCGAUCUUUCUGUUAUGGAUACACAAGGUCCUGUUAAUAAAAGGGAGGAACGAAGAAGUGGAAGUUGGAAUAUCUUGCCCGAAGUUCUCAGUGCGAGCUCUUCACUUUCUGAAGCUGGAGUUGUGUCCAGAAAGGAAGAACUUAAUCAGCCGUAGAUAUAUUCUAAAACCAAUUCCAUAUCUUGUAUCCUUUUGAGGCGAGAAGAAAAGGCAAAUUUGAGGAGGAAGGAAUGAAGUACCAUGGAGGUUCUUCCACUCGACAGCCUUUUGAGCUCUGUAUGUGCUCUCGGUUUUCCAAGUUCGUAUUUGCGUUAGUUUCAAUUAAAGAAGCGGAGGAAUUUGAAAGCCAUGCCAAGUGCUCUCUUUUCUUUUAUCUUGAUGCUUGUGUUUGUAGUGUUUUUUUUUGCAGGUGUUUCACAAUUCUUUCUGUAAAGCCCUAUUGCAGGAUAUUCAGAAUGUUAUGUAUUCUUCUUCUUUUUCUUCAUCUUCUGUUGCUUCUUUUUUCCUCUGAUAUCAAAACAUGUCAUGUAUGUAUUUCUGCUCAUUUCAGUUAACAAGGAAGAAGCUUGUAGAUUGUUGAUUUUCCUUCGAAGGCAUCUUGAAUAGUUAUAUGUCUAUGCCCUGUCAGUUC
Ananas comosus (pineapple) is the source of this 1971-nucleotide messenger RNA. RefSeq names its product protein S-acyltransferase 8-like. Bases 240 to 1496 code for a protein of 418 amino acids. NCBI's taxonomy places the organism in Eukaryota, Viridiplantae, Streptophyta, Magnoliopsida, Poales, Bromeliaceae. The record is from RefSeq and is a predicted model, not a curated record. Gene Ontology annotation, cellular component: endoplasmic reticulum; Golgi apparatus. Gene Ontology annotation, molecular function: protein-cysteine S-palmitoyltransferase activity. The transcript is spliced from 5 exons. Gene Ontology annotation, biological process: protein targeting to membrane; peptidyl-L-cysteine S-palmitoylation.